Molecule: messenger RNA, 1497 nt
Organism: Aspergillus oryzae RIB40
Lineage: Eukaryota; Fungi; Ascomycota; Eurotiomycetes; Eurotiales; Aspergillaceae
Product: flavin-containing monooxygenase
Exons: 1
Coding region: 1-1497 (498 amino acids)
Molecular function (GO): NADP binding; flavin adenine dinucleotide binding; N,N-dimethylaniline monooxygenase activity
Source: RefSeq, a predicted model, not a curated record
AUGGAGCCCACAAAGAAAUACGAUAUAAUUAUAGUCGGGGCCGGCAUGGCCGGUAUCAACACGGCUUAUCGCAUCCAGACCAUGCUACCGAACUACUCAUAUGCGGUUCUUGAAGCUCGAGGCGCUGCUGGUGGUACGUGGGACCUCUUUCAGUACCCUGGAGUCCGACUAGACACUGGCAUCCACACAUUUGGAUUUCCGUGGCAGCCAUACCACACCAGCAAGAAUAUGCUCGAUGGUAGUUCCAUCUUCGAAUAUAUCAACAGCACUGCCAGGGCAUAUAAGAUCGAGGAUCACAUUUUGUUUAACCAUCGACUUAAAACCCUGAAUUGGGAUUCUCAGCAAAGCCAGUGGAAUUUAACUGCGGCGUGUCAAGAUCAGGAGCCUCGUUUCAUUGCAGAAUUCGUGAUAUUCGCGACGGGCUACUAUGAUUAUGACCGGCCGCUCCCAGCAGAGAUACCAGGCUUGAGCGACUAUAAAGGAGUGGUCGUACAUCCCCAAUUCUGGCCAGAGAAGCUCGAUUAUGCCGGGAAAAAGAUCGCCGUCAUUGGUAGCGGUUCUACCGCAAUAUCACUUGUUCCCAAGCUCGCAGAGACGGCAUCUGCUGUCACAAUGAUCCAGCGAAGUCCAAGCUACAUUGUAUCUCUUCCGAAUGGAAGUGGGGAUUCAUGGAUGAAUCGACUGCUGCCUGUUAUGGUAUUACACAAACUCAGGCGCUAUGUGUGGAUGGCAGUCAUGCUAGGAGCCUAUAACUUCUGUCGGACUUUUCCGCAAUCUGCAAGAAGUAUUGUGCUGUGGCUGACAGCCAAACAACUUCCUGACCAUGUUCCCCUGUCGCCUCAUUUCGAACCCAGAUAUAAAGUGUGGGAUGAGCGUCUAUUAGCAUGUCCCGACGGGGAUUUCUUCCAAAGUCUGCACACCAACAAAGUCAAUAUUGAGACGGCGAACAUUCAAACAGUCACCGAGAGCGCUGUUAGUCUCGACAACGGCAGGACCGUCGACGCAGAUAUCAUUGUAACCGCUACAGGUCUUAAAAUGCAAGUGGGGGGUGGAACCCAUUUCGAAUUGGACAACGCCCCCUGUAAUACUGCUGAUAAAGUCAUGUGGAAAGGCAUGAUGCAGCAAGAUAUUCCGAACUCCUUUUUUGUGCUGGGGCAUCUGACUGAUGCGUCAUGGACGCUUGGAGCAGACGCCACUGCUCUAUUCAUCUGUCGGAUGAUAAAACAUAUGGAGAAAGAGAAUAUUCGGGCGGCCACACCUCGCCUGCACGGCUCGGCAGGUCAGCCUCGUCAGCUUUGGAACUUAAGCUCUAACUACAUGCUGAGGGAACAAGGGAAUGUACCCAGGGCGGGAGAAAUACCACCAUGGCAGCCUCGGACAAACUACAUACUGGACUCUUUGGACGCUCGGUAUGGAUCCUUUGACACAUGUAUGGAGUUUUCAGGAGAGUAUCGAGAUGAUGUGGGUAGCAUGACCGAAAUCACGGAGGAGAAAUAG